CCGAGACCAGUAAAAGUACAUCUACCAUUCGGUCAACCUUUUCGACUGAGGAGAUACAAGAUAUAAGCACACAAAAUAAACCGAUGACCACUCAACCAAGUUAUGAGCUGACCAGUGACACUCCACCUACCAUUUCGCAAACUUGGUCGACUAGUGAGAUGCAAGAUACAAGCACUCAAAAGAAACAGAUGACAACUCAGCCACGUUCUGAGAUGACAAGUGGUCACAUUACAAGCACAGAGCUACAUCGUAGUACAAGGGAUAAUCUUGCGUCAACACCCAUUGCCACAACCUUCUCCUCCACUCUCCAGCCAAAUAGUCACAGUUCUUAUUUUGGUGCUGUAGUUGGUGAAGGUGUUGUCAUCAUACUUUUGAGUGUACUCCUCAUGGUCUCGGUAAUAUACAUCAUUCGAAUCCGAAAGAUGAUGAAAGACUCUAACAAGGAUCAGAGGACACAACAUGUAGAUUUGGUGCAAUCAUCAAAUUCGCCUGAAAAAGACACAGGUUUUUAUCAUGAUAUUCAGGAUGUCAUGAUAUCGGAUCCAUCGUCAACAUCUGAUGGCGAUGUUCACUACUCCUCUCAGAUAUACGAACAUAAAGGUACCAAUGUAUUGGAUCCUGACGACACCAGUGCACCACAGUACUCCUAUAUGAUCUAGGGAAGGAAUACACACACACCCUCCACACACAUACAACCCCUUUACACACACACACUCCAAUACGCCCAUACAGUAUACACAUGCGUGUGUGCGGUGUAUGUACCGCCAUACAUACCCCAUUUAUUAUUAUAAAGAGAAACAAGAGUUUAUGUGUAAGUAUUAAGGAAAGCCUAUUAUAUUUACUUCUCUGACCACUUAUUAAAUAAAGCAAAUAUUUUACUCGGGGAGCCUUGACCAAUGGUCGUAUUGAAAUGUAGCUGACAACUCAAAUGGUUAUCAGAUACAAAGCUUUAGAUCCAGUCCAACACUGCCCAUAAUAAAAACAAAUAUGUCGAAAAUAUUUAUUAGAAAGAUUACAAAGUGUUUUUAAUUGAAUCUCGACAAACCAUAUGGGUGCGAGUGUAUAUGUGUGUGGAUGUGUGUGUGGGUUUUUGUAUAUGUUAUUAUUGUAUAUAUUUUUGAUCUCAUUCUUGCUGUAAUGUUCUGUAUAUGGGGCCCCUCUCACAAGCUCUGCUUCUAUGUGGUCCCAAACCUAUCAUGUAUUCUCAUCGAAACAAAUGACGGAAAAAUUGGAUUUUCAGCAUUCUACAGUGCGUCCCAGAAAAAACGAAACCGAGAUUCAGUG
Lytechinus variegatus (green sea urchin) is the source of this 1284-nucleotide messenger RNA. RefSeq lists its product as uncharacterized. The record is from RefSeq and is a predicted model, not a curated record. Lineage: Eukaryota; Metazoa; Echinodermata; Echinoidea; Temnopleuroida; Toxopneustidae. Bases 84 to 659 code for a protein of 191 amino acids. The transcript is spliced from 3 exons.